UAUCCUGGAACUCACUCUGUAGACCAGGCUGGCCUUGAACUCAGAGAUCCAACUGCCUGCCUCUGCCUCCCAAGUGUUGGAAUUAAAGGUAUGCGCCACCACUGCCGAGCUAAAUGACGUAUCUUUGCUUCUCAUUCUCCUUAGUAAAUCCAUGAUAUAACAUGUACUACAUAGAAUUUAUCGAGACUUAGGUUAAUGCUCAUAAAGUGCUUAGACCAGGUGCUUAGACACGUCACAAAGUGAGAGUUAGAUACAAAUUAGCUAUCAUUAUUAGCUAUAGUCAUUAACCACCUGGGGGAAUUUCAACUGGAUUUGGAGUCUGAGAGUCCGUCUGGAAAGGCCUGUCUAGGAGUGUCUUCUGAACGCGAUUUGCAUAACGGUUGAGGGCCUGGUGACGUCAAGCACUUCUUGAAGUUCUAGGUCAGCUGCAGCCUUCCAAGUGGUUCCAUUGUGGAGUCGCCCCACCAACCCCGCUUCCUACUCAACUGCUAAAGCACCAGGAAGUGAAACGGCUGAGGCCCUGUGCCUCCGACUCACCCGACUCACCCGCCAUCUGUGUUCCUGGAGAGCAUGACACAUGUGUCCCAACCUAGGCCUCUAGCCACAACAACCUCACCACUCAUUUCCCCUGGAACUGAGGCGGCAUACCUGGGCUCUCCAAAGAGGGAGAUGAUGCAGAGAGGGGAAUCCCACCUGCUCUGAGUCACCUGCUAGUGUAAAGGGCGGGCCUUACAGUGCAGGACCUUAAAAAGAGACUGCGAGACAAAAGGAAGAAAUCAGGAAGCAGCUUAGAAGUCGGACUACAGAGUUAAGACUCAGAGCGAAAGGAGGGUAGAGGGUCCAGAGGCCUGGUGCAGAGCACAGAGCCAGCCAGAUCCGAGAAGCAGACAACAAGAUGCCGGACUGCAGAGUGGUGAGACUGCUAUGGCUGUUGCCCUGGGCCACUUGGGGCCUGGCUGUGCCGAGGAGUAGCAGUCCCGACUGGGCUCAGUGCCAGCAGCUCUCUCGGAAUCUCUGUGCACUAGCCUGGAAUGCGCAUGCACCAGCGGGACCUGUGGAUCUACUAAGAGAAGAAGAGGAUGAAGAGACUAAAAAUAAUGUGCCCCGUAUCCAGUGUGGAGAUGGUUGUGACCCGCAGGGACUCAAGGACAACAGCCAGUUCUGCUUGCGAAGGAUCCGCCAAGGUCUGGCGUUUUAUAAGCACCUGCUGGACUCAGACAUCUUCUCCGGCGAGCCUGCUCUACUCCCUGAUAGCCCCGUGGAGCAGCUCCACACCUCCCUACGGGGCCUCAGCCAGCUCCUCCAGCCAGAGGAGCAGCACUGGGAGACUCAACAGAUGCCUAGCCUGGGUCCCAGCCAGCAGUGGCAGCGCCCCCUUCUCCGGUCCAAGAUCCUUCGAAACCUCCAGGCCUUUGUGGCCAUAGCUGCCCGGGUCUUUGCCCACGGAGCAGCAACUCUGACUGAGAGCCCUUAGUGCCAAUAGCUUAAGGAUGGUGCCCAGGUUCCCACGGCUGCAAAGAUAAGAUUAAUCAAUCUAUCCACCCAGACACCUACAAGCUAAUUAACCCAUUAGGAAUUGUGUGGUUCUUGUUUUGUUUGUUUUGUGUGAAGGGCAAGGACACCAUUUUUAAAAAGAAAAACAACAAACCCCAAAGCAGGCAGCUCACCAGAGGACAGAGUCGGAGAAGAGGAGUAAAGCCAGGCUCUGGGCCUUGGAAGCUGACAAGCAGCUGCAUGGCCGCGGCAAAGGGGGCGGUGGCGUCAGAGAGGCUGUGAGACAACCCAGGCUAUGGCCAGUGUCUUUAAGGAAAACAAGAAAAAGGGAAUGUUUUACUUUUCCGAGUGACUUGGGGAAGUGUGCAGACUCACUGUGCUCCAGACAGAAGGUCUGUAACUGCCUGCUUAGUCCCUUAGUUCUAACAGAAUCUAGUCACUAAGAAAUAACAGAACGACCAAUGCGGAUUGACAAAUACUACUAAUAUGACCUGUGACAAAGCUGCAUAUUUAUUAAGUGGGAAGGGAAGUUUUGAUAUUAUUUAUACUUGUAACAGUUUAGGGGAUUGUUAUUUAUUCUAUUUAUGAGGAAUUAUGUAUUUUUUUUCAAUAA
Messenger RNA from Apodemus sylvaticus (European woodmouse), 2107 nucleotides. It is a transcript of the gene Il23a, whose product is annotated as interleukin 23 subunit alpha. Gene Ontology annotation, biological process: positive regulation of T-helper 17 cell lineage commitment; positive regulation of T cell proliferation; immune response. Bases 896 to 1474 code for a protein of 192 amino acids. Lineage: Eukaryota; Metazoa; Chordata; Mammalia; Rodentia; Muridae. The transcript has 5 exons. Gene Ontology annotation, cellular component: extracellular region; interleukin-23 complex. The record is from RefSeq and is a predicted model, not a curated record. Gene Ontology annotation, molecular function: cytokine activity.